GUGAGAUACAGACUACAGAGGAUCCUUCCUUCCACUAGGUUUUGUGCCGAUGCCUUUCCCUCACCUAAAGAAAGCAACGCCCUAGAACCUAGAAAGCCUCCACAUUUUUUCGGCUCAGCAACGCCGCAGAAGAACGAGCUUGGGAUUUGAAAGUUUGAAGCAAUGAUUCACAAAUUUCCUGAGGAAAUCAUACAUGAUAUCCUGUUUAGAUUACCUUCUAAACCGUUGAUCAGAUGCACCUCAGUGUGCAAGCCAUGGAACUCCAUGAUAAAAAAUCCCAGCUUCAUACGAACCCACCUCAACCGUACAAUCAAUCUUAAUAACCAGUUUGGCACCCACCUCCGCCUACUCCACUGUGUUCCUGGACCUUUUCUUUCCACCGACGUCAAUAUUAGCGUAGACAAGCCAAGGGAGGAGCAGUUCUAUUUGCAUUAUGACAACCAUGCUUUUGAUGAGUACUGCAAGCUGGAAUUUCCAAUUUUUCCCAGGGAAGAAAUGCACAAUAAAUUUCUUCGGGUGGUCGGCAUUUGUAAUGGACUGGUGUUCCUUGCUGAUGAUAAGGAUUGUUUAGGCUACACCUUCAUGUUAUGCAACCCGUCUAUGAGAAAGUCAGUGACCGUACCUAAGCCUCAUCUUACCUUCAACACAAUUGGCCCUUAUUAUGCUUGUAUUGGUUUUGGUUUUGACGCUGCGACUAAUGACUACAAGGUUGUGAGACUUAUCACCGAUCAAUGUGUGGAUCCAAAUACUUUUUAUGAGGUUUAUUCACUUGCUGGUGGCUCAUGGAGUGAGCCUCGUUCUUUGGAUCAUGUAUGUGAAGUUAAAGAUCCUCGUAAACCCCAGGCUUUUGUUAAUGGAGCCAUUCAUUGGGAGGCAUGUCGCCGUUUGAAAAAUGGUGAUUAUGAAGAUUUCAUUUUGGCAUAUGACUUGGGCAGCGAUUCAUUUCGUGGGAUAAUGGCACCAAAGGGUUUCCAUAGCUCAUGGACCUCGCAGUUGUCUGUUUCAGGUGACGGGAAAUCCAUUGCUUUGUUUCAGCCUUAUUUGACUAAUACCAAAAAGCGUUGUGUUGAUAUAUGGGUGAUGAAAGAAUAUGGCAAGGAAGAGUCAUGGACCAAAUUGACAACUCUAAGUCGAUCAGGUCCACAAAGAGGAGUUCGCUACAGGCCAUUAUGUUUUACGAAGUGUGGUGAUGUAGUGUUGGUACCAAUUUAUGGUUUUUGGGAGUGUGAAUUACUUUGUCUCGACCUUAUGAGCAAGCAAUUUAAAAAUCUUGGAAUUCAUGGAUAUAUAUAUUACUAUGCUGAAUCUUAUGUUGAGAGCCUCGUCUUACUUGACAAGACCAAUGCAGUUUCUUACUGAGGAGAAGAGCAGGUAAGGUGAUAGCAUUGGUUUUUCUUUGGUUUUCAUUUUCUUCUUGUUUUUAACGCUUAUACCUCCAAACUCCAACUGACUGUGACAUGAUAUGACCAUUAACAAAGUUUGUUAUGCAUUUGUUGCUUGAA
Molecule: messenger RNA, 1502 nt
Organism: Pyrus x bretschneideri (Chinese white pear)
Lineage: Eukaryota; Viridiplantae; Streptophyta; Magnoliopsida; Rosales; Rosaceae
Product: F-box protein CPR1-like
Exons: 2
Coding region: 163-1359 (398 amino acids)
Molecular function (GO): protein binding
Source: RefSeq, a predicted model, not a curated record